Messenger RNA from Stegodyphus dumicola, 556 nucleotides. RefSeq names its product cholinesterase-like. Lineage: Eukaryota; Metazoa; Arthropoda; Arachnida; Araneae; Eresidae. The record is from RefSeq and is a predicted model, not a curated record.
CAGGUUAAGCCUCAAAAGGAAAAGUAUGCUGUAAUGAUAUAUAUCCAUGGUGGUGAAUGGGAUCAUGGCAGUGCUAAUAUAUUUCCUGCUCACAUGUUAGCUGCUUCUCAAGAAGUGGUGGUUGUAACUUUCAAUUAUCGUCUUGGAGCACUUGGGUUUUUUGCUACUGGAGAAAGCUCUGCUGCUGGUAAUUAUGGUUUAUUGGAUCAAGCAAUGGCAAUUCAAUGGGUUUAUGAUAAUAUUGGCUCAUUCAAUGGAGAUAAUGAAAAAAUAACUCUAUUUGGCACUGGGGUAGGUGCUGCUAGUGCUGGUAUUCAGGCUUUAUCUAGUAGGUUAGGAAAGAAAAUUCAUCGUGUAAUAGCUCAAAGUGGAUCUGCUGUUGCUGAUUGGGCAGUAAAUUCUAAUAAUUAUACAGUUUUCAACAAUAGUAUGGAAUUUGCUUCAACGUUAAAUUGCCAGUCUCCAUCUUCUUGGAGGACAGUUGAGUGUUUACGUUUUGCAACUUUAAACCUCAUUGAAGCAUCAAAUUAUAAGGUAAUUUUUGUUAUUGAUUUAU